Sphaeramia orbicularis (orbiculate cardinalfish) is the source of this 1769-nucleotide messenger RNA. Its product is annotated as rho-related GTP-binding protein RhoN-like. The record is from RefSeq and is a predicted model, not a curated record. Gene Ontology annotation, biological process: small GTPase-mediated signal transduction. Gene Ontology annotation, molecular function: GTP binding; GTPase activity. The coding region runs from base 232 to 924 and encodes 230 amino acids. The transcript is spliced from 5 exons. Lineage: Eukaryota; Metazoa; Chordata; Actinopteri; Kurtiformes; Apogonidae.
GGUGGCGUCAGUGCGUCUCACUGAACCAGUGGAGCAGAGGAGCGCAGCAGUGCGCAGAGCAUGUAGCCGAAACUACAGCAGACUGUGGAGCUGAAGUUUUUUUGUGAACGGGAUCCGAGUUCCAUUGUUAUCAGAGAAAUAAACUAGGGCUGCCCUCUCGACAUCCGACCAGUUGGAGCUAAAUGACAAGUGGACAGCGGCUCAGAAGCACUCAGUGAUACACGGGGCACGAUGGAGAGCAAGGGACUACUCCGCUGUAAGAUCGUAGUGGUCGGUGAUACGCAGUGUGGGAAGACGGCUCUCCUCCACGUUUUUGCUAAAGACUCAUACCCGGAGAAUUAUGUCCCCACUGUGUUUGAGAAUUACACAGCCAGCUUCGAGAUUGACAAGCAGAGGAUUGAGCUCAACAUGUGGGACACUUCAGGUUCAUCUUACUAUGACAAUGUGCGGCCGCUAGCUUACCCGGACUCUGAUGCUGUCCUCAUCUGCUUUGACAUCAGCCGUCCGGAGACAAUGGACAGCGUGCUGAAAAAGUGGCAGGGUGAGACGCAGGAGUUCUGCCCCAACGCCAAAGUGGUGCUGGUCGGAUGCAAGUUGGACAUGAGGACAGACCUCAACGUCAUGAGAGAGCUCUCCAAGCACAGACUAAUUCCUGUCACCCACGAACAGGGGACUAAUUUGGCGAGGCAGAUCGGCGCUGUGGCCUACGCAGAGUGCACCUCCAAGUAUUCGGAGAACAGUGUGAGGGAUGUGUUCCAUGUCACCACCGUGGCGUCCGUGGCCCGCGUCCACCGGCCUCAGCUCAAACGCACAGGCUCACGUCGCGGCCUCAAGCGGGUCUCCCAGCAGCCGCCUCGGACUGAGAUUCACGAGCACCCGCCUGCCAUUAGAAAGGACCGGGCCAAAAGCUGUGUGCUCAUGUAGAGUCAAAGUGAACCGGCGGCAACCUGACCUGUGCGUGCUGAUGGACAUGAACUUUAUUUAUUGAUGAAUUCUUGUCAGAUCUUUGCACUGUAUAAAGGACGAUGCAAUGAAAACAAGAACGAAUGCUUUUCUGUGGACUUCUUUAAGGAAUUAUCUGUCCAUCUUUAGCAAGUAUCCUUGUUUUCGUUUUUUUUUUUCCGCUCCUGUGGCUGUGCUUUCAUCAAGUGAGGCCACUGUAAUGGGAAAACAUAUCUUAUUUAAUGCUUUUACUUGAACAAGCUGACACGUAUAGUCAUGGAUGACAAUGGGCUGGUUGGCAAAAUGAAAGAAAAAGGAUAGAAAGUAGUUAAAAGGAGAAUAAUAGGUGUACGGAGAUUGAAAAAAAAUCUAUUUGUUGAAAGAUUACUUUGCAAGAAGCGACUAUUCCAGUACUGGCCUUGACCUCUGUUGUGUUGUUUCCUGUCUUCAGAUGGUUUUCUCUCUUUAAGUGUUUAUGUGAAGCACAAUAAGAUGCACGCAACCUGUUCUGAGUUAUCUGUAAAUGUCAGGGACUAAACUCUGCAGUUCCACUUCAUAUGAGUUUAAAAAAAAAAGAAAGAAAAUCCGGACAAAAAAAGAAAAAGAUUUAAAAAAAAAAGUCGUGGGCUGAGAUGACACUAAUUUUCUUAAACCACAAGUGCUUUUGAUAUUAAAAACUGAAUAACCACUCGCCACAUAAUACUGAAGUGUUGUGAAAUUAAUAUUGUUCUAAUAAUCCACAUCGGGAAAGAAAGUCACAAAGGGAAUAAAGAAGGUGACUGUUAUAUUGUACAUGUGAAAAUGAAAUAAAAAAAUACUUCUGCUGA